AUGCCUACGCUUCUUGGAAAGCAAGUCGGCUCUACAGGCUACGGAACCAUGCGCAUGACAUGGAACCCCAUCCCUCCCUCCAAAGAAACCUGCUUAGAAACCCUCAACACCGCUCUCGAGCUCGGCGCCAACUUCUGGAACGGCGGCGAAAUCUACGGAACAUCGAGCUACAACUCGUGCCACUUGCUACAAGCUUAUUUUGAGAAAUAUCCUCAGAACGCGGACAAAGUCGUUCUUAGUAUUAAGGGCGGCACUGUCAAGGACGGACUGCAGCCAGAUGGCUCCGAGGAAAAUAUACGUCGCAGUGUUGACGACUGUUUGAAGGUUUUGAAGGGCACGAAGAAGAUUGAUAUCUUUGAGUGUGCCCGUCAGGAUCCUAAUACUACGGUUGAGCAGACGGUGACGAUUCUUGCUAAGUUGAUUGAGGAGGGGAAGAUUGGAGGUAUUGGUCUUAGUGAAGUUGAUGCUGAGACUAUCCGACGAGCACACAAGGUCCACCCCAUCUCCGCCGUGGAGGUAGAACUAUCCCUCUGGUCUCUCGACAUCCUCGAAAACGACGUUGCCAAAACCUGCGCCGAACUCAGCAUCCCCGUCAUCGCAUACUCGCCUCUAGGUCGAGGCGCAUUCACCGGCGAAAUCGCCAACUUGGCUGAUAUCCCCAAGGGCGACUUCCGGCGCCACGUCCCCAAGUUCCAGGAUGGCAACUACGAGCAUAAUCUGAAGCUUAUUCACGAGGUUGUGGAUUUGGCUAAGAAGAAGAAUGUGGCUCCGGCACAGAUUGCGCUGGCCUGGGUAAGAAGUUUGAGUAAUAAGACUGGCCUGCCUACCAUCAUCCCGAUUCCAGGUGGAACAACCAAGGAUAAAGUCACUCAGAACAUGCAGGGUGUUGAGACGCUGACGGAUGAGGAGAUGGCGGAGAUUGAUGCGCUGUUGAAGAAGCACGAGGUCAAGGGGACUCGCUACUAG
This is a messenger RNA of Talaromyces marneffei, 966 nucleotides long. RefSeq lists its product as uncharacterized. The transcript has 3 exons. Gene Ontology annotation, cellular component: cytoplasm. Lineage: Eukaryota; Fungi; Ascomycota; Eurotiomycetes; Eurotiales; Trichocomaceae. The record is from RefSeq and is a predicted model, not a curated record. The coding region runs from base 1 to 966 and encodes 321 amino acids.